AUGGGGUGUGUUUCUAGUAAAAAAGCUACAUCAUUUCGUGAAUUGCCUUCAUUUACACCGAAAUCUUGUCUAAACUGUAAACAACCAUACGCUCAUCGAAGAUGGUGUAAACCAUGUGUAAUUAAAAGAUUUAAAUCAGAUUUUGCAAACUGGACAAGUGGGAAUCUUGAAUUGGACAAUUACAUUAGAUACACUCAAUUAAAUAUAACAAAUUCUUCGAGUUUCUUGGAAUGGAUACCUUAUGAUAAGUUCGAUGACGUCAGGGAAAUGUAUAAGGGCGGCUUCGGAAUUGUUUGUAGUGCUAUUUGGGAUCUUGGUCCUAAGUUAUUUUGGGAUGAUGGUGCUGAAAAUUGGGUUCGAGAAGGUGAAAAACCGAUUGCUCUAAAACGUUUACAAAAUUCUCGUAAUGCUGAUCCUGAAUUUUGGAAAGAGCUUCAAAGAAACAGGUUACAAAGUGACUAUGUUUUACGUUGUUAUGGCUUUACUAGGGAUCCCAUUUCAAAAGAUUAUUUCAUGAUAACAGAAUUGGUGGAUGGAGAUCUUAGGCAUUACCUGAGAAUGAACUAUAAAGAUAUUUCUUGGGAAAAAAAAUUGGGCAUCGUUUACAACAUUGCACAUGGUCUUAUGGAAAUUCAUAAUGCAAAUUUGCUUCAUAAAAAUUUUCAUAGUGGUAAUAUUUUGAGACAUUUUAACGGCUCACAAAGUUUAACUUUUAUAUCAGAUUUAGUAAGGCUUCAAUUAUUAAAAUCAGAUGAUUCAAAUUUAAAACCAUUCACCACACCACAUCCACAAGCAAUUUAUAAAAGCCAUCUAUUGGAUUUUGAAAAUUUACCAACUCCUCGUAAUUUAAAUGAUCUUAAAGA
Molecule: messenger RNA, 863 nt
Organism: Entrophospora sp. SA101
Lineage: Eukaryota; Fungi; Glomeromycota; Glomeromycetes; Entrophosporales; Entrophosporaceae
Source: the annotation of a GenBank genome assembly